Messenger RNA from Etheostoma cragini (Arkansas darter), 4267 nucleotides. Its product is annotated as protein NLRC3-like. The transcript is spliced from 8 exons. Lineage: Eukaryota; Metazoa; Chordata; Actinopteri; Perciformes; Percidae. Gene Ontology annotation, molecular function: protein binding. The record is from RefSeq and is a predicted model, not a curated record. The coding region runs from base 74 to 4201 and encodes 1375 amino acids.
UCAUCUUUGUCACGGUAAAUGUAUCUUUCUGGAUUGACACGACCAUGUCUUGACUGUGUCCAGCAGAGCUUCCAUGAAGAAGGGCCAGGAUAGGCGUAGCCACAUCAAAGACCUGAAGAAAAGAGUACUCCAUCAGCAUGAAGAGAAACUGAGAACCGUUCACCUGAAAGAACCUGACACAGAAAUAUACGAUGUAUCAGCUGGUGAAAGCAAGAAUGCUAAACUACAAACCUUUAAUGAAUUAUUUUUUGAGAAACAAGUGCGAACAGUGCUAACAAAGGGAGUGGCUGGAGUUGGUAAAACCGUUCAAACAAGGUUGUUCAUGGUAGACUGGGCAAAAGAAAAAUCCAACAGAGAAAUAGACUUUAUAGUGUCACUUAAGUUUAGCGAGCUGAAUUCAAGAAGGGACAAAGUUGAAAGCAUGACAGAUCUGCUUCAUCGUUCCCUUAAUAACGAUAAACACAAGGGUUACAAGUAUGAAGAGUCUAAAGUAGCUUUUGUUCUUGAUGGCUUGGAAGAAUGUGCCCUUUCUCUGGAUUUUGCAAAGAACGAGGAGCUGACUGAUAUAGAAAAGCCAGCCUCGAUGGACGUGCUGCUGACAAACCUCAUCAAGGGGAAUUUGCUUCCCUCUGCUUGUCUCUGGAUCAUCUCUCGACCUUCAGGAGUUGAUAAGAUUCCUCCUGAGUACAUUCAUAAAUUGACAGAAUGUCGAGAGACCUUGAAUAGACGGAAGAAACUGGUGUCAGCCUUAAGAAAAAGAUUUCUUAAAGAAACCACUCAAGAUGAAGAUUUAAACCAUCCUAACCAGAAAAACACAGAACACAUCAUGCGAAAAAAAAAAAGUGGGGAGGUCAAUGAUGAAGAGAAAAAUGGAUGCACUGCGGCAAAAUCAGUAAUACGAGUGAAUGCAGUAUCUGAGAUCUUCAAAGGUACAAAAGAACAAAAAAUCAGAACUGUGCUGACUACCGGAGAAGCUGGAAUUGGAAAAUCCUUCCUUAUGCAGAAAUUUAUAAAGGAGUGGGCUAAAAAGGACGAGAAGUCAUUUUUAACUUGGUUCAUAGAUGCAACAAUGGAAAAGCUAUGGGGCAAAGAAGAAGUUGUUUUAUUUCCACUUAACUUCUCCAAGCUUAAUUUGAUAAAAGAGAAAAAAGUCAGUUUGGUGGGACUGCUUAAUCAUUUCUUUAUAGAAACUGAGGAUUUUGUAAUCUCUAACUUUGAACAGACCAAAAUUUUGUUUGUCUUUGAUGGACUGGAUGCGUAUCAACCUCCUCUCGACUUUGACAACAACAACACGUUGACUGAUGUCAGGGAGCCAGCUUCAGUGGAUGUGCUGCUGACUAGCCUCAUCAGAGGAACCCUGCUUCCCUCUGCCCGGCUCUGGAUAACCUCCCGACGGAAGCUGCCUCAAACGUGUGUCGACAGGAUGACAGAAAUAAGAUGUAAGCCUGAUGUUGCAAGUCAAGGGAUACUCAAAUCUCAGCUGACAGAGGAAUUUACCCUUGUGACUGAGGGGAUUGAUAUGCAGAAAAGUUUUGCUGCUCUGAAAGAGAUCUACACAGAUGUCUACAUCAUAGAGGGAGAGAGGGGAGAGGUCAAUGUUCAAAAUGAGAUCAGACAAGUUCAAGACGCAAAAUUCAAACCAGCGGAACAAGAAACAUCGAUUAAAUAUCAUAACAUCUUCAAACCUGCAUCUGAAAAAAGUAUACCCAUUCGAACAGUGCUGACGAUUGGAUUGGCAGGCAUUGGAAAGUCGUUUGCUACCAAGAAGUACAUGCUGGACUGGGCUGAGGGUACGGCAAAUGGGGACAUAUUUUAUAUGUUUCCACUUUCUUUCCGGGAACUGAAUUUGAGAAAAGAUGAAACCCCCAGUAUGGAGGAACUCAUUCAUCAGUUUUUUCCGGGUAUGAAGACAUCAGAAAUAGACGACUAUGACAAGUACAGAAUUCUGAUUAUUCUGGAUGGUCUUGAUGAAUGUCGCCUCAAUCUUGACUUCAGUAAAGUUGAUAAUUGGACAGAUGUGAGAAAGCCGACCUCAGUGAAUGUUUUGCUGACAAAUCUCAUCCAAGGAAAACUACUUCCUAAAGCUCAAAUCUGGAUCACCUCCCGACCUGCAGCCUCCAACACGAUCCCUGCCAAUAAAGUUGACCGGGUUACAGAGGUGCGAGGAUUCAAUGAUGAGCAGAAGGAGGAGUACUUCAGGAAGAGAUUUAGUGACAAGGAUUUGGCUGAGAAAAUCAUUUCACAUGUCAAGAAAUCAAGAAGUCUUUACAUCAUGUGCCACAUCCCUGUUUUCUGUUGGAUCACUGCAAAGGUUCUGGAAGGCUUCAUGGACACAAAAGAAGAAGGAAGGAUGCCCAAGACCCUGACUGACAUGUACAUAUGCUUCCUUGAGUUACAAUGCAGACAGGCUAUUGUAAAGUAUGGUGCAGAUGAGAUGGGUGACAGUUCUGAGACAAAUUCAUGUUGGAAUACAGGGAACAAGAAAACUAUCGUGUCUCUGGGGAAACUGGCUUUUGAGGGGCUAGAGGAAGGACAACUUCUCUUCACUGAAGACAACUUGAAAGACAGUGGUCUUGACCUCACAGACACUGCCGUCUUUUCUGGAUUAUUCACUCAAAUCAAACGAGAAGGAUGUGGGCUAUACCCACAGAAAUUGUUCUGCUUUGUCCACCUGAGCAUUCAAGAGUUCCUGGCAGCCUUUUAUGUCUUUCACACAUUCAAUAACACAAGUGAAAAUCGGUUUAGCAAGCCCUCUUCAGCAGUUGGGGACUUGCGUGCAUUUGACUUCUACAAGACAGCAGUGGACAAGGCUUUAGAUUGCAAGAAUGGAAAAUGGGAUCUGUUUCUCCGCUUCCUGCUCGGCCUCUCUCUGGAGACUAAUCAGAAUCUACUGAAAGAGCUGCUGAGGAAAACCGAAAACAACAAGGAGACCAACAAGGAAACCAUUGAGUAUAUAAAAGAAAAGAUUAGGGAAGAGAACAGUGAUGCUGAUAAAAAUUGCAAUCUUUUCUACUGUCUGAAUGAGCUGAACGACCACUCUCUUGUAGAAGAAGUGAAAAAGUACCUGCGAUCAGAAACGCACACCUUUGAAAACUUCUCCGCCUCCCAGUGGUCCGCUCUGACUUUUGUGCUGCUGACAUCAGAUGAGAAGCUCGACGUGUUUGAUCUGAAAAAGUACCUGAAAUCAGAGAAAGUUCUUCUUGGAAUGUUGCCGGUGGUCAAAGUCUCCAAAACUGCUUUACUGAGUUGGUGUGAGCUCUCUGAGAAAUCCUGCAGUGGCCUGUCUUCCAAAGUCCUCAGCUUCGCAUCCUGUAAUCUCACAGAGCUGGACCUGAGUCACAACGACCUGCUGGAUUCAGGUGUGCAGGCGCUUGCUGAUGGCCUAAAGAAUAUACACUGUAAACUGGAGAAUCUCAAUCUUUCAGGUUGUCAGGUGACGGAGAAAGGCUGCUCAUUUCUGGCCUCCGCUCUCAAGUCCAAACCGACCUCCUCCCUGAAACAGCUGGAUCUGAGUUACAACCACCCAGGACCAGAGGGGGCAUUAAUGCUCUCUGAUAUAGCUGCUGAUCCAAAUAUGAGCCUGAAGAAACUCUGUCUGGACUAUGGUGGGGAGCAUCGGUUAAAGCCAGGGCUGAAGAAGUAUGAUGCAGAUCUGAAGCUUAAUGAAAACACAGCAGGCAGAAGGCUUGUUCUGUCAGAAGGCAACAGGAAAGUAAAAACUGUAAAGAAAGGAGAGAAGAAGGUAACACCUCCUGAACACCAAGACAGGUUUAAAAGGACCCAGGUGUUUUGUGUGGAGGGCCUGAAAGGCCUGGGCUACUGGGAGGUAGAGUGGAAAGUGGAUGUUGGCAUCGCAGUGGCAUAUGAAGCAGUGGGGAGAGGCUGGGAUAGCAGUGGUGGCCUAGGAUGCAACGAGAUGUCCUGGAGCCUGCGCUGCUCGAGGAAGGGAUACACUGCCAUGCAUGGCAAGACAUCCACAACUAUUCAAGUGCCCGUUUGCCCAAAAAUAGCAGUCUUUCUGGAUUGGGAAGGUGGUACGCUGACCUAUUACAAUGUUGAAAAAGAAGAGCUAAGGCUAAUACACACCUUCCAUGCCAAAUUCACAGAACCCCUCUUCCCAUGCUUCUGGCUUAAUAAGGGCUCUGUGACUUUGUGUGAGAUAGACAAUACCCCUCUCAGAUGGGGGACAAGUGCACUGUGAUGCUCUACCAGGAGCAGUUGAGUAACCACUGAGCUAGACUAGCUACUUGCUAGCUAAACAGCCCUC